This is a messenger RNA of Polychytrium aggregatum, 1455 nucleotides long. RefSeq names its product formyl transferase. The coding region runs from base 63 to 1148 and encodes 361 amino acids. Gene Ontology annotation, cellular component: mitochondrion. Gene Ontology annotation, biological process: biosynthetic process; conversion of methionyl-tRNA to N-formyl-methionyl-tRNA. The record is from RefSeq and is a predicted model, not a curated record. NCBI's taxonomy places the organism in Eukaryota, Fungi, Chytridiomycota, Chytridiomycetes, Polychytriales. The transcript has 8 exons. Gene Ontology annotation, molecular function: methionyl-tRNA formyltransferase activity.
CUUUGAUCGUCGUCCCGCAUCUGGCGCCGGAUUCUCCCUCCCUCCGACAGCCAUCGGUAUUGAUGAUCCGCUCGGCUGUGGCGAACUUGCAUCUGCUUGGCCGUCCCGGGCGGCGGCUGUUCGCAUCGUCUGCAGGCUGUCUGAAGCACAGCGUCUUGUUCUUUGGAUCAGACCGCUUCUCGGUUGCCUCCCUGCGUCGCAUCCUGCAUGACAAAGAGUGCCUUUCGCAUGUCGAAGUUGUCGUCCCUCGAGGAGCCGACUACAAAGCCAGCAACCCACACGACAAAGACGUCCCUCUCAAACGAUUUGCGCUGGAAAACGGAAUCAAGGUCCAUGUUGCCCCGCCGAUCUCACUCAAAGGAUGGGAGAUGCCAGAGUCGUCGGGAUCCCGGUUCGAUCUGGGCAUCGUCGUUUCGUUUGGAUACUUCAUCCCAGCGCGGCUGAUCCAAUGUUUCUCGGCCGGUACCCUCAAUGUUCAUCCAUCGCUACUUCCAAGAUACCGAGGCGCCUCCCCGAUCGAUUAUGCUCUCUUGAACAACGAUCAGUCCACGGGCGUCUCGAUCAUCGAGCUCCAUCCCUCUCGCUUUGACGCUGGCAAGAUCUUGAGACAGGCAUCGAUUGAUAUCCCCGAUAACUGCUACUACCACGAGCUACAUGACAGACUGGCGGAGCUCGGUGCAUCUCAGUUAGCUGAGGUGCUCAGAUCCCUAGAGGCUCACAAGGCCCAAGCCCAGGUGCAGGACUCAUCCAUGGUGACCAAGGCCCCGAAGAUUGUCAAAUCCCAGGCGGCGAUCGACUGGAGUGGCGACACUGCCGAGAAGAUCUAUCGGACCCACCGCGCAAUCGGUCACAGGUUUGCCCUCAUGGCCACAUAUCGAAACAAGAUGAUCAAGUUCAUGGAUCUGCAUCCGCCAAAUGCCCCCCUGAAAUCGCCGUUUUCCCCACCGUGCCCUGGAGCUUCCCCGGGGACGUUCUGUUUCGAUCGUGACAAUGAUCUGACCUGGGUCAAAUGCGCGGAUGAAUGGUUGGGCAUCCGCACCAUCAUGGUCGAUGGGAAAAACAGACCGCUUGGGGGACUGGAUUUCAAAAACGGAUACCAGUACAAGGAUUGCCAAGAAGCGUUUCAAGCAUAUGUGAUGCCUCAAUAAAUCGGAAAUGUAGUCGACCCCACAGCUCAGUCACAAGUGGAGCUCGGAUUGCACAAGCACACACUCACUACCGUGUAGGCCACAAGCGUAUGAGUUUAUCAACCAAUCCAAUAAUAACUGGACACACCGGGGUUUGAGAAUUGGUGAAUGUUAUCACUCAACUCGCGCGCUGGCCAUGAACAUUCGGUGAUGGAAUUCUGGAUCUGAAUCAAGGACGCUUUCUCGCUCAGAUGGCUCACCGCAAGCGAAAGACACCUCCCAGGGGUGCUCACAGUGCUGGGAAGCCAGGCGACUUGAGAAGGUCGAG